Molecule: messenger RNA, 543 nt
Organism: Anastrepha ludens (Mexican fruit fly)
Lineage: Eukaryota; Metazoa; Arthropoda; Insecta; Diptera; Tephritidae
Exons: 3
Coding region: 147-470 (107 amino acids)
Source: RefSeq, a predicted model, not a curated record
CUAGCAAAUUUGUAUUCACCAGCUGCAUACUGCAUAUUACCGGUUUUAUUAGUUGAGAAAAAGGCUUGGGGGAAAAAUGUUAUUGCUGAAAUAACAGAAGACUAAGAUUUUACUUCUCAACAAAGGUCGCUUUUAACUGGGGGAAAAUGGAAUUUCGUCACCAACCGUUUCAGUAUCCAGGGACAUGUAGUUUAAAAGAACAAAUCGAUGGUGUUGAGCACACGCUAUUAUAUUUGGGAAAUAGGAUUCGCGGGCUUGAAGAUGCUCUUGAAAAUCCAAACAUUGAUCCAACUUUACGUAUCGUUAUAAAAGAGGAGAUUUUGGCAUUGAAAGCGGAUGUCGAUAAAUACAAACAAAAUGUUAAAGCUUUACACAAAGACAAGUCCAAACAGAUGACUGUAAUAACUAUACUAAUAUUUAUUAUUUUAAGUGUAUUUACUUUGUACAGGUUGUUCUACUCAUGGUAUUAGACAGACAGCUUUCAAAUACCGUCAAUUCAAUUUUGUUUGAACUUUUUAAUAUAACACAACCCCAUAACAUCGA